CUGAUUGAUUGACAUGUGCUGAAGUUCCUCCCAUUUCCAAUUCCGCUCCUGUAAUCUAAGGUAUAUAGUCAUCCUCCUACACUCUUAUCUCUCAUACUUUCCGACCACUCUCAAGCACCUACCUUUAUCUACCCCCAUCCUAAGUAGCUUCUUACUUUGUGACCUCUCUCGGUGGAUAUAUUCUCACAUUCACGAUUCCACAGUUCACUUCUUAAAGACUCUAUGCCUCACGCAGAGAACGGAACAAUGGGUGAGCCCUCUGUCAACGGCGAGAAGGUCCAUUCUCACUUCCUCGAUCAUCUUACCUCGUACCCUGUCGUUUCAGAUUCGAUCACCGUCUUGAAAAGCAACAAAUAUGCUGCCAAGUCCUUGGAGUAUGCCGACCAAGGCUACGUCCGCAUAGCCAAACCAUUACUGCCCUACCUGUCGAAGCCCUACGGCUACGUCGCGCCCUAUGUCGCUCAGGUAGAUAACCUCGGAGAUCAAGGGUUGACGAAGCUCGACACGUCAUUCCCCAUCAUCAAGGAGGACACAGAUAAGAUAAAAGGAACGAUCUACGAUACAGCCUUCUUCCCCGUGCGUCUGGCUGGUGGCGUGAAGAGCCAUGUCUUCGAGACUUUUGGAUCCGAAUACAAGAAGUGCGGCGGUGACGGAAUGGUUGCAGGCGGCAAGGCUGCCAUCAGCACCAGUCUGAUCCUAUCUCAAGAAUCGUUGGCCUAUAUCAGCUCGUUCCUUCAAAAGAAGAAAACUCAGGCCAAAGAGGCCGUCAAUGAGAAAACCAACUAAGCGACAUGUAGUGAUACAGGGUCACUCUUACUUCUGCUUCCUUUUUUUUUUUUUUCUCCUGAGCGUGGUCUACUUUCGCUUACAUUUGUUUCCUUUUCUGUCUGUGUGGGACAAAAUGCUUCUCUUUAAUUCAUUGUUCGUAUGUUACUCUGGUUCGCAUUUGGAUACACCUGGUGGGAUUGUUUGUAUCAGUCACGAUUAGAUAUUUAUAUAUUCUGAUGAACACCAUCAAAGCUCUGAAGCUAACCCGCGCCUGCUCGUACUGCACUGCUCAUGUUAUGGCUUACAGUUUUCAUCGUCAAUUCCCACAGAAGAAGGUCAAUGGAUAUAUACGUCAUUGUGGGAUGCAUCUACACUGAGAAUGGACAAAUGCAGUCAACGCAGCUGUAUUAGAACCAAGGCAGCAUACCAAUUGUUUAGUAUAGAGAUU
Molecule: messenger RNA, 1216 nt
Organism: Aspergillus novofumigatus IBT 16806
Lineage: Eukaryota; Fungi; Ascomycota; Eurotiomycetes; Eurotiales; Aspergillaceae
Product: putative pathogenesis associated protein Cap20
Exons: 3
Coding region: 223-786 (187 amino acids)
Source: RefSeq, a predicted model, not a curated record